AUGAUAAGCUUCUUCAGUUUUUCUUCUCUUUCUCUCGUCUCCUCUCUCUCUCUCUCUCUCUCUCAUUCAUAUUUAAGCCUGAACUUUUACGUUACUUUGUCCUUUCACAUUAAUUUCUUCCCCUCUGACCUCUUCACUUUCUUUUUAACCUCAUUUCAUCGCUCUUCUAUUCUUUCCCUCUUCUCUUUCUUCUAUUGUUUUUCUUUCUUUCCUUCUUUUUCUCUUUCUUCUGACAUUUUCCUUUUUCUUUCUUCUCUUUCCUCUAUCUUUUUUUUCUUUCUUUCUUUUUCAUUCUUUCGUCAAUCUUUAUCCUUUCUUUCUUUCUCUCUCCUAUCUUUAUACUUUUUCUCUCAUCUUUUUCCUUUCCUUCUUUCUUUCUCUUUUUCUUUUCUCUCUUUGUUGUUUUCCAUUGUUUCUUUUCUUUCUUUUCUUUUACUUUCUUUCCCUUUUUUCAUAUCUUUUUUAAAAGUUUUUCCUGUAUUUGUUGUUUAUUUUUAUUCUCUUGAACUUAUUUAUCUUUUUUCUUUUUCUUUCUUUUUCUUUUUCUUUCUUUUUCUUUCUUUUUCUUUUUCUUUCUUUUUCUUUCUUUUUCUUUUUCUUUUUCUUUUCCUUUCUUUUUCUUUUCUUUUCUUUCUUUUUCUUUCUUUUUCUUUUUCUUUCUUUUUCUUUUUCUUUCUUUUUCUUUUUCUUUCUUUUCCUUUUUCUUUCUUUUCCUUUUUCUUUUCCUUUUUCUUUCUUUUCCUUUUCUUUUUCUUUCUUUUCUUUUCUUUUUUUUUUUUUUUUUUUUUUCUUUCCUUUUUCUUUCUUUUCUCUUUUCCUUUUCUUUUUUUUUCCUUUCUUUUCAUCUUCUCCUUUUUCUUUCUUUCUUUUUUCUUUUCCUAUUCCAUUCUCUAUCCUUCCUUUCUGUUCUCUUCCAUUCUUUAUCCUUCUUUUCUUUUCUCUUUUUCAUUUCUUUCUUUUUAUUUCUUUGUUCCUCCUGAAACUUAUUCAUUACUGUUUUCUCAGUUCAUACACUCUUUCUUUUUCUAUCUAUCUCAUUUAUUCUUCUUUCAUUCCUCUCUUUUUCUUUUUUUACCUUUUUCUCUACCCACCAUCAUACUCAUUCAUUUUUUUCAUCGUUUCCCACCAUCAGAAUUUUCAUUUUUCUUCUUUUCUUUCAUUUGGUCCACAUUUCUUUCCUCCAUUUUUUUUCUUCCGUUUUUCUUAAUUUCUUUUCUUUCAUUGUUUUUCUUCUUUUUUUUUUUUUACUCAUCCUCUCUCUUCUCUCCUUUUCUUGCCUCAUCAUCUUUUUCCUCCUCACUAACCUCUCUCUCUCUCUCUCUCUCUUCUUACUUCUCUCUCAUUUUUAACCUUUUUCUAUCUUUUUUCUUUCUCCUCUCUUUUCUUUUACUUCUCCUUUUCUCUUUAAUUAUGUUUUCUUCUUUCUUUCACUAUCCUGGCUUUUUUGUUCCUUCUCUAUCACUUGUGUUUCUACUUAUACUCUUUUCGUUUAUUUCUCUCUCUCCUGUUUUGUUUUACUGUCUAUCCUUUGUACUUUUUCUCUUUCCUUUAUCCGUUCCAUCCUCUCUUUCUCUCUCUCAAGCUUGUUCAUAUUUUUCUUUCCCUCUCUCUCCUUUGUUCAUAUUUUUCUUUCCCUCUCUCUCCUUUGUUCAUAUUUUUCUUUCCCUCUCCCUCCUUUGUUCAUAUUUUUUCUUUCCCUCUCUUUCCUUUGUAUUUUUUCUUUCUCCCCUUUGUUCGUACUUCCCCCCUCUCCCCUUUGUUCGUACUUCCCCCCUCUCCCCUUUGUUCGUCUUUCCCCCCCCUCCCCUUUGUUCAUUACGUUCCUCCCUCUCCCCUUUGUUCGUACUUUCCCCCUCUCCUUUGUUCGUACUUUCCCCCCUCUCUUUGUUGUUCUCCCUCCCCUCUCCUUUUGUUCGUACUCCCCCUCUCUCCUUUGUUUGUACUUUCCCCCUCUCUCCUUUGUUUGUACCCCCCCCCUCUCCUUUGUUCGUGCUUUUCCCCCUCUCCUUUGUUCGUACUUUCCCCCUCUCUCCUUGUUCGUAUUUUCCCCCCUCUCUCCUUUGUUCGUACUUUCCCCCUCUCUCCUUUGUUCGUACUUUUCCCCUCUCUCCUUUGUUCGUACUUUCCCCCUCUCUCCUUUGUUCGUGCUUUUCCCCCUCUCUACUUUGUUUGUACUUUUCCCCCCUCUCUCUUUGUUUGUACUUUUCCCCUCUCUCCUUUGUUUGUACUUUUCCCCCCCUCUCCUUUGUUUGUACUUUCCCCCCUCUCCUUUGUUUGUACUUUCCCCCUCUCUCCUUUUGUUUGUACUUUCCCCCCUCUCUCCUUUGUUCGUACUUUCCCCCUCUCUCUUCUUUGUACUUCCCUUUUUCUUUUUUGUUUGUACUUUCUCUCUUUUUUUCACUCUCUUUUGUUUAUAGAUGCUUUCUUUCCCUCUUUUUCUUCCUGCAAUUCAAAUUCAGUUUUUGUUUUUCCUCCUCUUUUCCCCACAUCCCCCUCCAUUUAUUUUCAAAACCUUCCUAA
This is a messenger RNA of Acanthosepion pharaonis, 2520 nucleotides long. Lineage: Eukaryota; Metazoa; Mollusca; Cephalopoda; Sepiida; Sepiidae. The record is from the annotation of a GenBank genome assembly.